This is a messenger RNA of Pectinophora gossypiella (pink bollworm), 3497 nucleotides long. RefSeq lists its product as uncharacterized. The record is from RefSeq and is a predicted model, not a curated record. Gene Ontology annotation, molecular function: ATP-dependent DNA damage sensor activity; ATP binding; ATP hydrolysis activity. The transcript has 11 exons. Gene Ontology annotation, biological process: mismatch repair. NCBI's taxonomy places the organism in Eukaryota, Metazoa, Arthropoda, Insecta, Lepidoptera, Gelechiidae. Gene Ontology annotation, cellular component: mismatch repair complex. The coding region runs from base 1 to 3480 and encodes 1159 amino acids.
AUGGCGUUACAAAAACUUCCCAAUGAUAUUCAAUCGUUAUUAUGUACACCCCUUCAAAUACACAGCUUUAAAAAAGCCAUUGAAGAAUUGGUUUAUAACUCUCUGGAUGCGGAUUCGACAUCUAUUGCGAUUCGUGUCAACAUAGUUGGGAAUUCUAUACAAGUUAUUGACAAUGGAUCUGGAAUAUCCAAAGUUGACUUUAUUUUACUUGGAGAGAGACAUGCAACGAGCAAAUGUGUCGACCUAGCUAGUCUAAAAUCAGCUCCUAAUAAGUAUGGUUUUAGAGGGUUAUCAUUGGCAACGAUAAUGGAAGUUUCACAUAGUGUUACUAUUACAUCACGAUUAAGAAAUGCCGAAGAAACAUGGAUCAAGAGUUUUUAUAAAGGUAAAGAGCAGAAAUGCUGCCAGACUUCACAGAGACCUUCAAAAGGUACAACUCACGAAUACAAUCAAGAAGAAAACUAUUUACAAAAAAAUAAAAUCCCGACUUACUUCAUCUUCAUAAAUUGCCCCUACUACGACUAUGAUGUCAACUACACGGCUAAGCAAUCUUUGGUGGAAUUCAAAAACUGGGAGCAAAUUAACAAGUUACUUGAAAAAUUGGCUAACUUUUAUGCAGGUGAUGUAAAUUUAAAGGAAAUCAAGCCUGCCAUUAAUCAAGCAAAUAAUGUGAAGAACGUAGAUAAUACAAGGGAUCAUGUCAAAAAAAUAAUGGAGAAAAUAUUAGAAAGUCAUCACAAGAAGUUGGGAAUAUCACAAAUGCAAAAAGGCAUCAAAGGAAAGCUCGUAAAAAGAAAGGACAAAAAGAAACAAAAGUUAUCUCUAUCGAAAAUAAUUCUUAAUAAAAAUGAUAAAAAGGAUUAUGGUUUACCAAAAGAUAUGCCCGCAAUUUGUGUAAUACCAAGUGACACCGCUACUUCGAAAACAAAAUCCAAGGUAGAAGACUGCGAAAGAAAACAAAUCAAGGCGAAUAAAAUUAUGACUACAAAAAAUCAAAUUCAGUUAAACCCUAAAAUAGCAAAAGUGCAUAGUAAAAUAAAUGAAAAAGCAAUGAAAAACAGGGACCAUGAUAAAAAUAAAUUAGUAAACGUUGUAAAAGACGCUUCAAAGAAUAAACAAAUUGAAAAUAAUAUUGCGGUAGAGGGAAGACCAAAACUACGUAGUAAAACUAAAGUCAAUAAACAUGAUAGGAAAUCUAAAUCUCAUAAGUCUAUUAUGUGUGCUAAAAAAAUACACAAACUGAAGAAGAACGUAAAGCAUGUCUUUAAAAGUUUAAAUGAUAUAGACAAGCAAAACAUUGACGUCGUUCUUAAAAAAUUCAAUGAAGAUCCCACUGGCUCUAUCAAAAAGAGAUGCAACAUGCUCGAACAAAAAGUAGAUGAUUUAAUGAGAUAUAAGAAAAACCGAAAACGCAAAAUAUUUAUUAAUGAAACUGUUCAUUAUAGCAAUGUGAUUCGAAAUAAUAAAAACUACUCUAUUCGUAAAAAAGUGGGAGAAAUAGUUAUACAUGACUAUGUUCCUUUGCCACCCAAAUUCAGUCCGUGUAGUUUAGACAAUCGAGUUUGGGAUAAAAUCAAGAACAAUCCCCAUAAAUCUUCUUACGACCUCGUGAAAACUAUUUUCAAAACUCAAGAAACUAUUGAAGAAAGGAAUCAAAUAACACCUAGAAAAAAAAUUCACCUAUCUACAUUACCAAAAUUACCAAAUACUAUUAGUGCCAAGCCUAGAUACAUCGAAUAUGAGGAAUCAUCUCAAAUGAAACCAACUAUAAAUCCUCGAGUAGACGUUGAAGAGGGAAAACAAAUAGCGCCUAGCGAUGAUAUGCAGCUAUCCACAUUAUCAAAUCUACCGAAUGAUAUUAGUCUCAGGACAAAUAUUGGACUUUUAGACCUAAAUGAUAAACAAGUGGAUAACGAAACUUAUACAAUCGACCAAAAUGAUAACAAUAAAUCUUCUAGAUUUGGUUCCACUUAUAUGGUAAGCAUAGAUCAUUCCAGAAAUAAUGUGCACAACCAAAAUUUUAACGAUCCUGGAGUAUAUGAAAAUGUGGAAGAAAUUAACAGAGAUUUAGACAGAAUCUAUGGACAUAGUAGUCAAUAUUUCGGAAAUACUAUUAGGACUGAAAAUGUUUUUAAUGAUACUUACAAUAACGGGGAUGAAAAUAACAUGAACAUAGUUUUUAUAUCCAAAUCACAAGAAGAUGCAAAUAUUGAAAUAUCAGUUGAGAGACACAUAAAUCCGCUUGCUGUGUGUGAAACUGUACAAAGUAAUAGUGAUUCUCAAGAAAAUGCAAACAUUACAAAGUUUGAUGAUUCCUUAUUCAACGGAGAUUUUGACAUAGAUUCUUUUCUGUGUGAUAGAAAUGCUUAUUCAGAAAGAACUCAGGCCCAUGUGGAAGAUAAUAAUAUGGAGUUUCGCUUUAGCAAAGAUGAAAUAUUUGAUGAAAGAGAUAUGAAUACAAUUAACACUGAAUUGGCCAAUGAUAUUAACAAUAGUCACACAGACAGUUGUAAUGACAACAAAUUUCGUAAUGGAAACGAAAACCAAGUGAAUGACGUUGAGACUUUUAACUUCAAUGCUCGUCUGCGCUUUUUACCAAAGGGAAUGUCUCAAAUAUUUAAAAAUUGUCCAACUAAGAAUAUUGGUGACUAUAAUCUUGAUAAAGAUUACUACGAAGAGGAUAUUUAUAAUAAUUUCGUUAAAGAUAUUGAACUACAUUCCAAAAUAUUUGAACCUGAUAUUCAAAAUGUUAAGGAGAUUACAACUAAAGCUAUUGACAAGGUGUACAACAAAUUGAAUAAAGACAAUGCUUCUUUAAUUUUUAGUGGAGAAUCUAUAAAACGGGCAAAAGUCUUUGGUCAAAUAGACAAGAAAUUUAUAGCUGCAAGAAUAUCAGGCAGAAGUCACCAAUCACUAAAACCUUCUGAAUAUUUAGUUUUAUUCGAUCAACAUGCUGUACAUGAGAGGAUUCGGUUGGAAAAUCACUUAAAGGAUUACUUGAAAGAAGACCAAUGGAAAAAGGUUACAUUAGACGGUAUAAACAUAAGUGUUUCAAAAAAUGUAAACACGUAUUUACAUAAUUAUGAAAAAAAGUUCGCUCAACUGGGUUUGCAAUGGACUAUUUUGAACGAUGGUAACUUGUCGAUUAACGCUAUACCUGAAGCAAUACUGGGUAAAAACCCAAGACAAGUGGAUGUCGUUAUUAAAGCAGUAAAAAAUCUAAUAACGGAAGAAAUAAGCUCUAUCAAGACACAGAGAGGCUGUAUUUCUUUAUACCCAAAAGCGAUCAUGGAUCUGGUUUUCAGCGAAUCUUGCAGGUAUGCUAUUAAGUUUGGUGAUAAGUUGUCUACAAAGAAGUGUGAAGAACUUUUGAAUGCUUUAUCGGGGUGUAAGACUCCAUUCCAAUGUGCUCACGGAAGACCUGUGAUGGCCGUUAUUAUGAAUAUUAAUAGUACCAAUCGGGAUUAUAAGGUAGAUUGAUUAUGUGUGCGUCAAGC